CGCGUGGCUAUAUAAACAUGGCUGGCGUGGCCGCGCGGCUGGGCCGUGCAGAGCACACGUAGGGGUCUUUGGUCGCCCUAGGCUGGUAGUUUUGAAAUUUCUGGCGGGGGCGGCGCUGCGUAGAGUUUAGAUCUGAGGUGGGGAGCGACGCCCUUUCGAGACCCGAGCGGCCAGACUCCACCGCAGCGGGACCCGAGGCUGAGGCGCAGGGCUGAGCUGGCGCACGUGUGAGCGCCGCUGAGGGAGCGGCUGGGUGCGUGUUGCUGCCGGCGGCAGCCCCGGCUCGCGCGGACGGGCGGGAGGUCCGGGACGCGCGGGUCUGCCGUCUCGCCGGCGCCCUUCGCUGCCUUCCCUGCCGCGGUCCCUGCGCCUUUCCCCAGCGAUGCUGUGGAGCCCGGACUGCGCUGGAGUCGGCUGCCGCUUGCCAAGCCUCUCCUCACCUCUGCUCCCGGAACGGCAGCGCCGCAGCUGCCGCUGAUCCCCCGGGGGGAUGCCCGCCGGCCUCACCGAACCGGCCGGCUCCGCUCCCCGCGCUGGCGCGAGCGCCUCCGGGACCGUGACCAUGGCCCCUGCCGGGGCUCUGCCGGUGCGGGAGGAGAGCGCUCCGGUGGCCCUGGGCGCCGUGACUAAGGCUCCUGUCAGCGUCUGCGUGCAGUCCACGGCUUCCCAGCCCGUGCGGUCCCCCGUGGGGACCCAGGUGACCAAAGUGGCUCCUCUCAAAGUGGCUCCUUCUAAACUCAGCAGCGGCCCCAGGCUGCCUACUCCUCAGAUAGUCACCGUGAAAACCCCCAAAGCCACAACAAUCCAUUUGCCUGCUAAUUUGCAGCUUCCUCCAGGAACAGUUUUGAUCAAAAGUAAUAGUGGUCAGUUGAUGCUGGUAUCUCCUCAGCAAGCCGCAACAAGAGCUGAGACCACAAGUAACAUAACUUCAAGGCCAGCCAUACCAACGAAUACUCAAACACUCAAAAUCUGUACCGUUCCGAAUUCUAGCUCACAAUCAAUCAAGAAAGUGGCAGUGGCACCUGUUAAAAAAUUGGCACCGAUAGGAACUACUGUGGUAACCACUGUUGCGAAGUCUUCCUCAGUACAAUCCGCGGCUGUGCCAGCCAGUGUUGUCACAGUUACUCCUGUAAAGCCGUCGAAUACUGUAAUUACCUUGAAGCCUUCAAGUUUGGGAGUAUCAUCCACCCCCUCAAAUGAGCCCAUUCUCAAAACAGAGAUCUCAGCAGCUGCUCAGACUGGUCUUUCUCCGGCAAUGCUAGAAAAUGUGAAAAAAUGUAAGAACUUCCUUGCAAUGUUAAUAAAACUAGCAUGCAGUGGAUCACAGUCCCCAGAAAUGGGGCAGAAUGUGAAGAAGCUGGUGGAACAACUUUUGGAUGGAAAAAUCGAAGCAGAAGAAUUUACCAGGAAACUAUAUGUUGAACUAAAGUCUUCACCGCAACCUCACCUAGUUCCUUUUCUUAAGAAAAGUGUGAUUGCCUUACGACAACUUCUGCCUAACUCUCAGAGCUUCAUUCAGCAGUGUGUCCAGCAGACUUCUAGUGAGGUAGUGAUUGCUACCUGUACUGCAACAGCAACAACUGCUCCUGUGGUGACAACAACAGUUGCCGCAAUCCAGCCUGAAAAUCCCAUCAUCGUUUCUGGAGUGACAACACCCAGAACUAUGUCAGUGCAAACUCUGAAUCCACUUACUGGGCCAGGGGGAGCAAAGGCUGGAGUUGUGACACUUCAUUCUGUGGGCCCAGCGACUGUACCAGGAGGAACAACAGCUGGAACUGUUUUGCUUCAGACUUCCAAACCACUUGUGUCAUCUGUACCAAAUACAGUUACAACGGUCUCACUUCAGCCAGAAAAGCCAGUUGUCUCUGGAUCUGGAGCAGCAGUAACUCUGGCCCUUCCAACAGUGACUUUUGGAGAAACCUCAGCUGCAGCUAUAUGCCUUCCGUCUGUGAAACCUGUUGUUUCUUCUGCUGGUACCACGUCAGACAAGCCGGUCAUUGGCACUCCAAUCCAAAUCAAACUUGCCCAGGCCGGUGCUGUCCUUUCACAACCAGCUGGUAUUCCACAGGGAGUUAAAGUCAAGCAGCUAGUAGUUCAGCAGCCUACAGGAGGCAUUGCGAAACAAGUGACCACACUUCCUCAUUCCUCAGCAUUGACCAUUCAGAAAUCUGGACAAAAGAAGAUGCCAGUGAACACUGUAAUACCUACCAGUCAAUUUCCUACAGCUUCCAUUGUAAAGCAAAUUACUCUGCCUGGAAAUAAAAUUUUGUCGCUCCAAACAUCUCCUAUUCAGAAAAGUAAAAUAAAGGAGAAUGGAACAACUUGCUUCAGAGAGGAAGAUGACAUCAAUGAUGUGACUUCCAUGGCAGGGGUCAACCUCAGUGAAGAAAAUGCCUGUGUCUUAGCAACAAACUCUGAGUUGAUUGGCACGCUCAUUCAGUCAUGUAAAGAUGAACCCUUUCUUUUCAUUGGAGCUCUACAAAAGAGAAUUUUAGACAUUGGUAAAAAGCAUGACAUUACAGAAUUUAACUCUGAUGUUGUGAACUUGAUCUCCCAUGCAACACAGGAGCGAUUACGAGGCCUUCUAGAAAAACUGACUGCAAUUGCUCAGCAUCGAAUGACUACUUACAAGGCAAGUGAAAAUUACAUCCCAUGUAGUGAUACCAGGUCACAGCUCAAAUUUCUUGAAAAGCUGGAUCAAUUGGAGAAACAAAGAAAAGAUUUAGAAGAAAGAGAAAUGUUAUUUAAGGCAGCCAAGAGUCGUUCCAAUAAAGAAGAUCCAGAACAGCUGAGAUUAAAGCAGAAAGCCAAAGAGUUACAGCAAUUGGAGCUUGCACAGAUACAGCAGAGAGAUGCUAAUCUCACAGCUCUUGCAGCUAUUGGACCAAGGAAGAAGAGACCACUAGACUCUGGAAAUGAGGGGUUAAAAGACAGCCUUCUUGGGACAUCCAGCCUGGCCACCCCCAAACAGUUACUCCGUCCGAGAAUCACGAGAGUCUGCCUCAGGGACUUGAUAUUCUGCAUGGAACAGGAAAGGGAGAUGAAGUAUUCCCGAGCUCUAUACCUUGCCCUUCUGAAGUGACUGCUCCACUCUCCAUCCAGAUCCUUGCUGUUUACUGCCAAAGACGACAUAACGAGCAUUGUUGCACUCACUGUCCUGCAAUUUCAAUUUGUGGAAAAUAAUCACCAAUAUGGAAGAUCAUUGUUUACAGUUACAAACUUUUAUUAAGUCUUACCUAUCCAUCCCAUGGUGUUCUUACAGACUAGAAUUCAUCUGUGUUCUCUGAAAAUCGGUUAUGAAAUGCACUUUACACAGAAGUAGGCAUUUGUCUACCUGUGCAUUUAAUUACAGCAAGUUAAGGCCCUGUUUGUUACUACCUGCUUCAUUUGCCAAAUUAUAACAGGUGAGUUGUCUUUCCCUAAUACAGCCUGCUUUGAGAUGCAGGAGAAAGGAGGAAGAGUUACUGAAAGAAAUUGUAGGAAAAAUACAUUUCAUCCUAUACUGAACCAGUCUCAAAGUAUGUUAGGUUGUCUGGGCUGGAAUCAGAAGUUGCUUAGCUAGCCAAAGGUGACUGGCCACAAAGUAGGGCCCGUGAUGACUGGUCAACUGAGGCCCAGUGUUGUCACAAUGAGAGACAUGGGGAUAGAUUGUGCCUGGCAUUGCUAAUUCUCUGGUUCAUAUCACCAUGUGCUGCUUCUGAUACCAAGUGAUGGGGCAUCUUUGUCAGACAAACCUUAAAAUGGAAGCUGCUGAUGUACCUCAUU
Microcebus murinus (gray mouse lemur) is the source of this 3765-nucleotide messenger RNA. It is a transcript of the gene TAF4B, whose product is annotated as TATA-box binding protein associated factor 4b. Gene Ontology annotation, molecular function: DNA binding; RNA polymerase II general transcription initiation factor activity; protein heterodimerization activity. NCBI's taxonomy places the organism in Eukaryota, Metazoa, Chordata, Mammalia, Primates, Cheirogaleidae. Gene Ontology annotation, biological process: DNA-templated transcription; transcription initiation at RNA polymerase II promoter. Gene Ontology annotation, cellular component: transcription factor TFIID complex. The record is from RefSeq and is a predicted model, not a curated record.